This is a messenger RNA of Paramecium pentaurelia, 1106 nucleotides long. Lineage: Eukaryota; Ciliophora; Oligohymenophorea; Peniculida; Parameciidae. The record is from the annotation of a GenBank genome assembly.
AUGAUCACUUUUUUCCUUUUCUUGCCUAUUCAAAUCUUAGCUUUUACAUAUGAAUAAUAAUAACAACUUAUUUCUGAUGAUGUAGAUUUUUAUUUGGAUUACAAUUCAGGAAAUAUUUUUGAUUAUGCAUUUACAGAAAUGAUAGGAUAAGGUGCCUUCUCUGAAGUUUAUUUAGGAUAUAGAGUAGAAGAUUAAUAACCAGUUGUUUUAAAACAUAUUAAAGGCAGUCGAGAAAGAGUUGUUAAUAGAGAAAUCUAAAUCCUUAAAGCUUUAUAAGGAUUACCUAAUAUAGUUUAGAUUAUAGAUGCAAUAAAGGGAGAUGAAGAAGAAUCAGAUGACUUUUUUGAAUAUGGUUUUGAUAAUUAAAAUCAAGAAACACCAUAAAUGGAAACCAAAAAAUCACCUCAUAAAGAAGAUCAUAUUGAAGCUACUAUCAUAUUUGCUUAUUAAAAUACAACACGUUGUUUAGAUGAUAUUCGUAAAAGUGGGAAUUAUUCUUUACAAUAAGUGAAAAAUUACUUUAAAUAAAUAUUUACUGCUUUAAAUAAGGCUCAUGAAUUACAUAUUAUGCAUAGAGAUAUUAAAGGUUCAAAUGUUCUAGUAGAUGAUAAUGAUGAUAUUAUAUUAAUAGAUUGGGGUUUAAGUCAAUUUUAUGAUUAAGGAAGGAAGUAAUCUACAAAAAUGGGUACUAGAUACUAUAAAGCACCAGAAUUAUUAUUGAAAUAUAAAGAAUAUGAUUAUUCAAUUGAUAUUUGGGCUGUUGGAUGCAUGUUAGCAGAUUUCAUUUUUAAAACUCAUCCAUUAUUACCUGGAAAAGAUAAUGAUGAUUAAUUAAAGAAAAUUAUAUCUAUGUUGGGAACUAAUGAUUUAUUUGAAUAUAUUAGGAAAUAUAAUAUUGAAUUAGAUUUGGAUGAAAUUCCUUAAGUUUAAGAAAGACUAGAUUUCACUAAAUUGAUUAAUAAGAAGAAUUUAAAUUUAGUUACCAAAGAAGGAAUUGAUCUAUUGGAAAAAAUCUUUAUUUAUGAUCAUGUAUAUAAUUAUUCUAAUUUAUAUAGAAAUUAAGAAUAAAUGCAAGUUAAGCCUUAGAACAUGCAUUCUUCUUAUGA